Messenger RNA from Frankliniella occidentalis (western flower thrips), 1770 nucleotides. RefSeq lists its product as uncharacterized. The transcript has 7 exons. The coding region runs from base 50 to 1462 and encodes 470 amino acids. The record is from RefSeq and is a predicted model, not a curated record. Lineage: Eukaryota; Metazoa; Arthropoda; Insecta; Thysanoptera; Thripidae.
AUUUUAUUUCCCUUGUGUCUGCUAAAUAAAACAAGAUUCUGACUCCUCUAUGAAAUCUUGCAGAACUUCUCUUGGAACAUCUAAGAAAACAACUGUCAUGGCAAAUACUAUCGAACGAGAUAGGAGUUUGCCAACCGGAAAUCAUAAUGCUGUACAACUACAUGGGACCGUUGCCAGACUAGCAAAUAUUCUUGAAAAGGUGAAAAAUUUAAAUUCAGAAUUUAUUCAACUGAACACAUCAACGCAAGUAGAGCUCCAGGCCAUUGCUGAUGCAGCUACAGCAGCCCUUCAGAAAUUCCAGAGUGCUCGCAUUGUGAUGAAUGUUUCAAUAGCUGAUGUUCACCAAGAAAUUAUGAGCCUUUGUUCAGAGCUGGCUUCUGUCGAACAACCGAGCAACCUGUUAGCAAGCUCUAGUGCACCAACAACCAGGACCUCCAGUUCUCCUGUAGGACCCAAUACCUCUUCUGUAGUGGCAAGCGUUCAUGAGGAUUCAUCUGGUACUUCAACGCUUACCCAAGGUACAGCAUGUCCAAUGAUGCAAGGCCAAGUUAUUUCUACCAAUCCAACUGUGCCACUUCAGAGCUUAAUAGUUCCUGUACCCUUAGAGCAGGGCCCCGAGAGGGUUCCACCUCAACAUUCAAACGAAUCAAGUGGAGAUGAUGUACCUAGUCCUAGGAUUGGUGCACCUCCUCAGUCAAUUUCUCCAUCCAGUCAACCUAUGCCAGAGUCAGAUGUGUUACUGAAGCAUCCUCUACCAGCUUCCCUUAUGAGUUCUGCUGAUCCACCUUUAACAAAAGAUGAUGAUGAUGUUUUCUACAGCUGUGGUGGCGCAUCAGGCAUUGAUUCAAGUUUCAGUCCUAGCAGACAAUCUCCAGUCAUCUCUGAGUCUAUCAGGGCAUUAUCUAGUUUGUCAACUAAAAGACCAGCAGAACAUUCUAGUUCCAUAUCUGAUGAAACAGAAGCUGAGGAGUCAAGCUCAGAAGAUGAAAAUGUCGCACUGCAUAUUGUUGAGUCCAAAAAAUCUGAUCUGGAACGCCAACGUCAAGAGGACUGUAAGGAGGGAACAUCAUGGAAUUAUGAUGAUGCUGGAAAGUUCCACGAGAGUCAACCAAGAAAAAGACGAUCUAAACGAGCCAAAUCUCCCACAAGCCUCAAUGAAGAUGAAAGUCGUAGAAAUAGUUUCGCCACUCCCUCGCUGUUAAACUUAAAUAUAAGUCCGUCUGCGUUGGAAAAUAUUGAAAGCACUCCAACUCCAAACCAUGCAAUCAGAGACUGCUUUGUGGCCUUAGAACGGCUUCCAAGCAAUAUAAUAUCUGGCAAUCCUCCAGUGAAUUGUACGGACAAAAAAAAGAAAUGCACAGCUCCAGAGGUACCACCAAGGUACCACCUCCGCCCGAGAACAAAAGCUGCACCAGACAACUUACAGGAGCCAAAAUUGGGACCAAGGAAGAGGAGACAGUAACUUUUAUCUAUGGAAAGUCUUUCUUCCAUUGUUUGGUUCACUCAGGAAUUUUUUGUGAGUAAAAUCAAAUGUGCUCACAAGCAAAGACUAAAUUGUUCUCCAGAAAACUGGAAACUUGAAAUUGCUUUUUACUUUCAGGUAUUAUUUGUUAGUUUAUACUCUGUUGGAGCACAAUACCUUUGUGAUACAUCCUAACACUAAAAUAUUUUUAAAAUUAGAUGCACACUAAAUGUGUAGCAUUGGUUUUUAUGCAAUAUAAAUUUACUAUCUCAGAAUAGAAUUUGAUCAUUCAGUUACAUUUUUUAUAA